Neoarius graeffei (lesser salmon catfish) is the source of this 1479-nucleotide messenger RNA. RefSeq names its product nucleoporin 37 (gene nup37). Lineage: Eukaryota; Metazoa; Chordata; Actinopteri; Siluriformes; Ariidae. Gene Ontology annotation, molecular function: protein binding. The transcript has 11 exons. Bases 142 to 1125 code for a protein of 327 amino acids. The record is from RefSeq and is a predicted model, not a curated record. Gene Ontology annotation, cellular component: nuclear pore outer ring.
UGCCGUCAUUUGAACGCGUUUGAGCGGCGGUUUUUGCAGAGGUCCCGCACGAGACUGCGCUCAGGGUUCGCAGGAAGCUGCACUGAGCGGAAGUACAGAAGUGGAGUUUGAAGCAGCAGCAGUGGGUUAAAAGACGAGCUGAUGAUGCAGGAGGAGGCGGGUCGCUCAGCCACAUACACCCUGCCCUGCGAUGACUACGUCCACGUGGUGGAGUUCAGUCCGUAUGACUGUGGCACUGCCACCUCGCUCCUUGCCUACACACAAAGCUGCCAUGUGGUCGUGGGAACGUGCCGAUUCAAGGAAGAGGAUAUGGAUGUAGAUGGAGUAGAGUUCAAUGCCCUGCGCGUCUUCAUACAUGGUGUUCGUGUUGAUGCUUUCGCAUGGAGUCCAGAAUCCAGACUGGACAAACUGCCUCAGAUGAUCAGGUUUUGCACUGCGUCAGCCGACAGAAAACUGCGACUCUUUUCUUCAGACCUUCAGAAGGUGGAUGAAGUAUCGGUGAUGGAAGGACACACCAGCUACAUCAAUCAUGUCGUCUUUGAGCCCACGGAAGGAAAGCAAAUAGCAUCGGCCAGCGACGAUCACACUUGCAGGGUUUGGGAUCUGGAAGGGAAUGAAACCAUACUGUUACGAUUGUGUUCUCCAGGAGUCACCGUGUGCUGGCAUCCUGAGGAGGUUUUUAAGCUGAUGGUGGCUGAGAAAAAGGGCACGAUACGUUUCUAUGACCUCGUUAACCAGCAAGCCAUUCUGUCUCUGGACAGCGGGCAGAUGCCCCUCAUGUCUGCUGACUGGUGCCUCACCAACACUGUUAAAGUGGGCGCUGUGGUGGGCAGCGACUGGGUGAUCUGGGAUAUUACACGGUCUAGUUAUCCUCAGGAGAAGAGGCCAGUGCAUUUGGACAAAGCACGACUCUUCAGAUGGUCGAGAGCAAACGAAAAUCUUUUCGCCACCACCGGCUGCCCAGGAAAGAUCAACAGUCAUUUACUGGUGCAUCACCUCGGUCACCCUCAGCCGGUGAUGAUCGGCUCGUCAGUUGUGGGCUCGGGUCUCAGCUGGCAUAGAACCCUCCCCCUGUGUGUGAUUGGUGGAGACCGAAAGCUCUCCUUCUGGAUGACUGAGAUGUGAACCAGCUUUUCGUCAUGCCUCAAAAGAAUGCUUUAUGAACCAGGCUUUGAGGCUCAUCUCGGGCCCAGGCUCUCUAUCGCACUGUGCAGAAUCUUCAGCUCCUCUCUCAUUUGGCCCAGAACGUUCUGGAUCUUAGCUGGUUCAUCCAGGAUCUCCACAGAGCAGGUGUACGGCUCGUACCUGAUGGAGAACGGCUUCUGGAUGCUGGAGGAGUACUGCCUGGAGACCAGAAAUCAGCAGCGUGAUUAGUUAUUUUCAGCAGUCACAUUAAUAAUAAAAUGUUAAACAUCUUUUGCCAUUGGACAUUAUUAAACAGUUUGUGUUUUAGGUUAAGCAUUUUAAAGCUUACAAAAU